AUGGCAUUGGAUACUUUGGACUACUCUGUGCUUAUCGCUUUAGCUUUGGCUGUCGCUGCCUACUUCACAAAAGGGGUCUUAUGGGCCGUUCCAGAUGAUGGUACAAAAGUUGUUGCAGAAUCAAGAGAUAUAGUGGAAACUGUUGAAAAUAAUAAUAAGGAGUAUUUGAUCUUUUAUGGUUCCCAAACUGGUACUGCUGAAGAUUAUGCAAACAAGUUUGCCAAAGAAUUGAAAUCUAAGUUCAAAUUGAAUGUUAUGGUUGCCGAUUUGGAAGAUUAUGAUUAUGAAUCUUUAAAUCAAUUGAAAAUCCCAGUUUCUUUGUUUAUUGCAACUUAUGGUGAAGGUGACUAUCCUGAUUCCUCUUUAAAUUUUGAAGAAUAUCUAGGUUCUCUUGCUGAAGGUGAUUUAGAAAACAUUAGUUACACUUUAUUUGGAUUGGGUAAUUCAACUUAUGAAUUUUAUAAUGCAGCUGCAGAAAAGACAAAUAAUUCUUUAAAGAGCGCUGGCGCCUCUUUAAUUGGUGAAUUCGGUAAAGGUGAUGAUGGUGCUGGUACUUUAGAUGAAGAUUACCUAAGUUGGAAAGAGAACACUUUGGAAAUUUUAAAAGAUUUCUUAAAAUUAGAUGAACAUGAAGCCAAAUUUGAACCUUCUUUAACUUUAACAAGAUUAGAUCCAGGUGAAUUUGAUGAAGAAAAAGUGUUUUUAGGUGAACCAGAUCGUUCUUAUUUAGAUGGUAAAACUGAUUUAUCAUUAGGUCCUUUUGAUCAUGCUCAUCCUUAUUUGGCUCCAAUUUCCUUCUCAAAAGAAUUGUUCAAUUCAAAAGAUAGAUCUUGUAUCCAUGCUGAAUUUGAUUUAUCUCAAACAAACUUACGUUAUUCAACAGGUGAUCAUCUUGCAGUUUGGCCAUCAAAUUCAAAUGAAAAAUUACAAGCUUUUUACAAAAUUACAAAUUUAAAUGAUCAAUUAGAUCAAGUUAUUGAUUUGAAACCUUUAGAUUCAACUGUUUCCAUCCCAUUCCCAACUCCAACUACUGUGGGUGCUAUCUUCCGUCAUUAUAAAGAAAUUGGCGGUCCAGUUUCAAGACAAUUGUUGAGUACUGUUAAACAGUUUGCUCCAACUGAAAAUGCUAAAAUUGAAUCUGAAAGAUUAAGUAAAGAUAAAGAUUCAUUCGCUGCUGAAGUUCACUCUAAAAAAUAUGAUUUUGCUGAAGUGCUAAGUUUAUUAUCAAAUGGAGCCCCAUGGGAAAUUCCAUUAGAAUUUUUAAUUGAAUCUUUACCACAUUUACAACCUCGUUAUUAUUCAAUCUCCUCAUCCUCAUUAAAUGAAAAGAAAACAAUCCAUAUAACUGCUGUUGUUGAGGCUGAAAAAUUCAAUGAUUCAAGAUUAAUCACAGGUGUUGCAACAAACUUGUUGCGUAACAUUCAACUUGAACAAAAUAAUAACGAUUCAAAACCAUGGAUUUCUUAUGAUUUAUCAGGUCCAAGAGACAAGUUAUCAUCUUUUAAAUUACCUGUUCAUGUCCGUCGUUCCACCUUUAGAUUACCUUCAAACCCAUCAACUCCAAUCAUCAUGAUUGGUCCAGGUACUGGUGUUGCCCCAUUUAGAGGUUUUAUUAGAGAUCGUGUAAAACAAGCAGAAUCAGGUUCCACCAUUGGGAAAUCUGUCUUGUUUUAUGGUUCUCGUACUUCUGAAGAAGAUUUCUUGUAUAAAGAAGAAUGGCCUGAAUAUUCUAAAAAAUUGGGUGAAUCUUUUGAAUUAAUUACUGCUUUCUCAAGAGAAACUUCUAAGAAAGUUUAUGCUCAACAUAAAUUACUGGAACGUUCGAAAGAAAUUUUGGAAUUGAUUGAUGCUGGUGCGUUUAUUUACGUUUGUGGUGAUGCUGGUAAAAUGGCUAGAGAUGUUAAUAAUGCAUUGAUUGAAAUUAUUUCUGAAGGUAAACAAUUGUCAAAAGAUCAAGCUCAUGAAAUUAUUAGAAAUUUCAAAACUUUGAAUAAAUACCAAGAAGAUGUUUGGUGA
This is a messenger RNA of Hansenula anomala, 2016 nucleotides long. It is a transcript of the gene NCP1, whose product is annotated as NADPH--hemoprotein reductase. NCBI's taxonomy places the organism in Eukaryota, Fungi, Ascomycota, Saccharomycetes, Phaffomycetales, Wickerhamomycetaceae. Bases 1 to 2016 code for a protein of 671 amino acids. The record is from RefSeq and is a predicted model, not a curated record. Gene Ontology annotation, cellular component: cytosol. The transcript has a single exon. Gene Ontology annotation, molecular function: NADPH-hemoprotein reductase activity; flavin adenine dinucleotide binding; FMN binding.